This is a messenger RNA of Exserohilum turcica Et28A, 2374 nucleotides long. RefSeq lists its product as uncharacterized. Gene Ontology annotation, cellular component: Ric1-Rgp1 guanyl-nucleotide exchange factor complex; Golgi membrane. NCBI's taxonomy places the organism in Eukaryota, Fungi, Ascomycota, Dothideomycetes, Pleosporales, Pleosporaceae. The record is from RefSeq and is a predicted model, not a curated record. Gene Ontology annotation, biological process: retrograde transport, endosome to Golgi. The transcript is spliced from 4 exons. Bases 1 to 2319 code for a protein of 772 amino acids.
AUGUCGGCGUCGAACAUCCGGGUAUUCGUACAAUGGAAGGACUCGACCGUGUUUGCCGGCGAAGACAUUGAGUGCACCAUCACCUUCAAGAACGUCGCCGCGCCCGACGGCGCCCACAAGCAGAAUGGCUUUGCGACGCCCAGCGAGCGCCAGCGCAAGCUGCCCCCCGUGCACUCGUCGACACGCCCGUCCGUCUCGCCCAAGUCUUCAUUCACCUCGCAGCAGCCGCCCGCGCAUGUCCACGGCCAUCGCCCCGCCCUGUCGCUGUACACGCCCUCGACCGCCGGCGACCGCCCCUCGCCCGUCACGCCGGGCGCUCCCCCGGCCAACUCCAGCACCCGCGGCCAGAGCCACGGCAGGCCAAACUCGUAUCCAAUUGCUUCCCCCGGCCACCGCUCAGCGACACACCCCUCGCCCCUCUCUGGCGGCGACACGGCCGACCUCGCCCUCAUGACGCGCUCCAACAGGCGACGGCCGGGCGUCACCACCACGCCCAGCACCCCAGGCCCCCCGCUCACCGGCAGGAAGCCGUCCAACUCCUUCUCGCACAGCUUCAGAUUCCCGGCCGCCCCGCCACCGCCGUUUGAAGACGCCUCGCAGCCACCGCCUAACACCAGCCCGUCCAGACAGCCACUACACACCCGCCGCAACUCGCCACAGCCGCCCCAUGACACCCGCCGCCCGUCGUCAUCCGCCAAUCUCGAGGUGCUCUCGCCCGUAGCCAGGAUCAUAUCGGGAUCGAGCCUGAACGACACUCCGCGGAGCAGUGGAGAGUUCUACUCGAUGAGCAACAACUCCAACGAGACAAUGGCUUCCGAAUACACGGCUCACCCCUCGGCGCGUCUCCUGAGCCGCCCGCAACACCAAAGACGGCCAUCGCAUCUGGUUCCGUCCACCAAGCAGGCCCAGCCCGAGUCCAUCAUGAUGGGCUAUGCGCAGAUAAUGGGCUCCUUUACCCUCGAUGGCUCCUUGAUCAAUCAGGCGCCCUUUGAAGAAGUGAAGAGAAAGGGCGUAGUGGGUGGCCAGGGCGGAGGGGGUGUCGUGGGCCUCGAGAAGACGAAGCGCGAAAGCGGACUCUUUGGUGCACUGGGCUGGGGCAGCAUAGGAGAGUCGCUGGGCGGACUGCUGGGCUCGGCAGAGCAGUCUAGUAUCCGCGAGAUGCGAGGCAUUGCCAGCUCCAAGACGGUCCCUCUGAUUUCCACUCCGCAGUCGAUCCUGUUUGUCGACUUGAAACUGGCGCCUGGAGAAAGUCGCAGCUUCACAUACAGCUUCACAAUACCCCGCGGUCUGCCCCCGUCACACAAGGGCCGGUCGAUGAAGGUAGCAUACAAUCUCACAAUUGGCACGCAGCGCGCACGUUCGACCAAAGAGCAACAAGUGAAACAUGUCGAGAUUCCAUUUCGUGUCUUUGGCAGCGUGAACAGCCGCGGCGAGAUUCUGGGCCACGAUCUGAUGUCUCCAUACGUUCUGCUUCGCGACCAAGCACGCACAGCAGCCAUUGACCCCAUAUCCAGCCCCAAGCCUUCUCCAACAAAAAAGGGGGGCGCUCCAAAGAAGCUGCAAGAGGACACGUACAGCGACUUUCUCGAAUACGUGGGCAAACUGCUAGACCGGCCUCGGGACGACUCCAACAUAGGCUUGCUGUCACCCACGGAUACCCUGCCCGGCCGAUCUUCAUUUGCUGAAGAACCCCAGACGAUGAAGGAAACCAUUGAUACCGCCAUUUUGCGCAGUAACCUGACUGGCGCGGCGAACCAGAGCGCCAACCGCUUUGAGAUUGCUCGCAGCGGCCGACGGGUGGCCGUCAUCAUGCUCGCCCGGCCCUCUUAUCGCCUAGGCGAAACCAUGACUGCAGUCGUCGACUUUACAGACUCGCACAUACCAUGUUACUCGAUCCACCUGUCGCUUGAGACGUCAGAAAAGGUGGAUCCCGCCAUAGCACUCCGUUCGAAUGCCUCGAUAUAUCGCGUUACCAAGAAGGUGCAUGCCUCGUUUUCAGAAAACGCCCUGUUUGCCCAAAAGCUAGCCUUUUCCCCCACUAUACCCCCCAAUGCGACACCAGAGUUUAUUACAUCGGGUGUGAGUCUAGAGUGGAAACUCCGCAUCGAGUUCAUCACUCCACGGUUGAUGCACGAGAACGGCGACGAGGCGACGUGGGAUGAUUUGUUAGAAGAGAUAUCCACAAACGAGCGGGGAACCAUACUUGCUGCUGCUCAGCGAUUACCGGCAGAGAGUUUUGAAGUCCAGGUUCCAAUCCGCGUCUAUGGGGCUGUCAGCGGAGCGCCAGAAGUACCUGAUGAACAGGGCUAUCCUGUAUGAAAUUAAUAGGAGUUGAACCACUCGACAUGUUGCUACGACACGAAUAGAAGAAAAU